This is a messenger RNA of Malassezia restricta, 2373 nucleotides long. RefSeq names its product ATP-binding cassette, subfamily D (ALD), peroxisomal long-chain fatty acid import protein. Gene Ontology annotation, molecular function: long-chain fatty acid transmembrane transporter activity; ABC-type transporter activity; ATP binding. The record is from RefSeq and is a predicted model, not a curated record. Gene Ontology annotation, biological process: very long-chain fatty acid catabolic process; peroxisome organization; fatty acid beta-oxidation. The transcript has a single exon. NCBI's taxonomy places the organism in Eukaryota, Fungi, Basidiomycota, Malasseziomycetes, Malasseziales, Malasseziaceae. The coding region runs from base 1 to 2373 and encodes 790 amino acids. Gene Ontology annotation, cellular component: peroxisomal membrane.
AUGGCAGUGCAAUCUACACUUCGCUCGUCAUUGGACUCCGCAAAGAUCGCGACCAUGAGCCGCCUCAUGUCGUAUGCGUCUUUUUACAGCAGGAACUACACGGGCAUUCAACAUGUACUCCGUGUGAUAUACCUGUUGGGUGUUGCCUUUGGUAUGCUUUCCAUGUUCGCACCUCGUUCAUCCCGUAAAAAGAAGAGCCCAAAACAGAAAAGCUCGGCGGCGAUGACAGACUCAGGUGACACUCCUAAGAAAAAGGUGGCAAUUGACGAUGUGUUCUAUGGCCGUCUGUUUCGUCUACUACGAAUCAUUUUUCCAUCUUGGCGUGCCAAGUCGUCUCUCUACUUGUCCGGCCUGUCGCUCACGUUGCUUUUUCGUACAAUCAUUUCGCUCUAUGUGGCUGAGCUCGAUGGCCGAAUCGUGGCCUCUUUGGUGCGUGGUGAUAAGACCAUGUUUUUCCGCCGUGUACUCAUUUGGAUGUCAGUUGCCGUGCCGGCAGUGUUUACGAACAGCAUGAUUUCCUACUAUCUCAACUCCCUGGCCCUGUCCAUCCGCUCGCGCCUGACGGAUGUGAUUCAGCGCGAUUACCUGCAAAACUUGACAUUUUACAAACUCACGAAUCUGGAUGACCGUAUUCGUAACGCAGAUCAGCUCCUCACUGUUGAUGUGCAAAAGUUCAGCCGUGCCAUUUCGUUGCUGUACGGCAACAUUUUUAUGCCCAUGAUCGACUCGCUUGUGUACAACUUCCGUCUAAGCCAGUCUGUGGGUGUAGAAAUGCUUAUGUUCACAUCAUCGUUGAUUUCCUUGACAGCUGUCUCACUCAAGCUAUUGACCCCACCUUUCGGUCAGUACGCUGCCAUGGAGCAGCAGCUCGAAGGUGAGUAUCGCUCGGGGCAUGCACGUUUGCUUGAGAACGCCGAGGAAGUGGCGUUCUACCGCGGUCAGGAACUUGAGAAAAAGUAUAUCGACCGCUCGUACUUUUCGCUGCUCAAGCACGUUAAUCGGGUAUUCCACAUCCGCAUUCUGCACGGCAUGACAGAGGAGGGCAUCGUGAAAUGGCUGUGGGGUGCCAUCGGUCUCAUUAUUUGCUCAGGACCCGUGUUUUUCAAGACGUCUAACUUUGUGGCUCGCGGUGCCGGAUCGGAUAUGGGCUCGCGUACAGAGAUGUUUGUGACGAACCGCCGUCUGCUCCUUUCGUCAUCGGACGCCUUUGGUCGCGUAAUGAUGAGCUACAAAGAGAUGUCAGAGCUGGCCGGCUACACCUCGCGUCUAACAGAGCUAAUGGAGGUGAUGGACGAGCUCAACUCGGGCCAGGCCAAGAAGCGCCUGGUCUCCUCUGUGGGUCAGGAGGCCAUAGAGCAGAAGAACAAGAUCUUCUCGCAACGUGGCGAGGUGAUCGAAGGUACGGAGGAAGUCGUUUUCGAAGAUGUACCGAUUGUAAGUCCAAAUGGAGAUGUCCUGGUGGAAAAGCUGAGUUUCCGGAUCGAACGCGGCAACAAUCUGCUGAUCAUCGGUCCCAACGGUUGCGGUAAAAGCAGCAUGUUCCGUAUUCUGGGUGGCCUGUGGCCUGUAUACGGCGGCCGUGUGUACAAGCCUUCCAACAAAGAGUUCACGUACAUUCCCCAACGCCCCUACCUGUCCCUUGGUACGCUGCGUGACCAAAUCAUCUACCCUGAUACGGUUGACGAGAUGCAUGCUAGCGGCAAGACGGACGAAGACCUGAUUGAAAUCCUCAAGCUGCUCCAAAUCGACAACAUUGUUGAGCGUGAAGGUGGAUGGGAUGUUGAGCGUGAAUGGCGUGACGCUUUGAGUGGCGGAGACAAGCAGCGUAUUGCCAUGGCUCGCCUAUUCUACCACAAGCCCAAGUACGCAAUUCUCGACGAGUGCACUAGUGCUGUAACGCUUGAUAUUGAGCGAAUCAUGUACGAGCAUGCUACAUCGCUUGGCAUCACGAUGUUGACUGUUUCACAUCGUCCAUCGCUUUGGAAAUACCAUUCCCAUGUCUUACAGUAUGAUGGCCAGGGUGGCUACGUGUUCACCAAGCUCGAUGCGGACAAGCGGCUCAAGCUCCAGGAGGAAAAGCAGCAGCUCGAGCAAAACCUCCUUCUCUUGCCCAAAUGGCAAGAGCGGCUUCGUGACUUGGAAGGCAUCAUGGAGGCACGCGGUCAGUCUAUUCCAUCAUUGCAAGCGGCACCUGCUCAGCAGGUUGUACCAGAGACGAAUGAGGAAGAGCGAAGUGAGUCGGAGAAGACCCGGCCCCCUUCUUCGGAAAAGAGGGAUUCUGCUACCCAUCCAACACAGCCAACCAAUCGUCAGCAAGACAAACCGGCGCCUCCGCUCGACAUUUCGUCGCUGCAGCAAAGCCUGCCUCGGUAG